Messenger RNA from Effrenium voratum, 287 nucleotides. NCBI's taxonomy places the organism in Eukaryota, Dinophyceae, Suessiales, Symbiodiniaceae. The record is from the annotation of a GenBank genome assembly.
GCCCCGGCCACGCGCCUGGGGCUGCUGGGACUGUCCGCGCUGGCGCUGCUGGCGGCCAGUCGAGGACGCGGCAAGACUUUGUCGCGCGUCAUCAUGCAGGUCCGGAAGCCCACGCGCUGGGCGAAGCCGGCUGCCAAGGGUAUGAAACCCAUGAUCCACCGCAAGGAGACGAGGGACGUCUUCAAGGAUGGCUUCGAAGGCUGGGUGAAGCACAAGGACAAGAACUUGGCGUUCAUGGAGAAGGUGGUUCGACAGCAGCUGCACGGGCGGGUGCAGUUCCAGUUCGC